AUAAUCGAGAAUAUCUAGGCUGCGCAGGGUGUUGCGUCGUCUCACCCAGUUUCGUCGGACCCUCCUCAACCUUCGCCUUCGUUUCUUUAUUCCACCACCACAUCUCCCCCAAGCUCUUUCAGGUUUCUCCAAAAUUAAAACCAGAUUAGGGUGUUCAUUGUUGAACCGGUGGUGCAAGUUGGUUGGUUCCGUUGAUUCCAUGAAGUCCCCUACUCUGGAUUAAGAAUGAGGAUAUGUUUGAAGAAACAUGAAAACAAAAUAUGCGUAACUAGAGGAAAUGGCGACAACAGGAGAAGGCAAUUCGUGCCAUGCUACCUAGUCUACUCAUUGACUUCUUAGUCCUAGAUUUCGAAAUUUUUCCUUCUGCAAGUCUAAUGAUCGCAACAAUCUAGCGAGCUAGAUUUAAUGAUCCAAUUAUGUAUAUGUCUAAUAUUAGUGUGGGAUAAAAAUGGCAAAAAUAAUUUCUCAUUUUCUUGACACAGAAUUGGACUAUAAAAACUGAAACAAAAAGAACCUCUCAGAUUAAGGUUUGAGGUUAGUCCUUAAAAGCAUCUAGAUAACAAAAAGACAAUUAGGGUCGAGAUGACAUAAUUAAAUAUCAGUUUCUCAAUGAUAAAUACGAUUCAUAGUUUGAGCUUUUUUUUUUUUUUCUUUUUCUUAUUUUAUAAUACAUUGAACCUGUUGGUCGUUGGUUUGGAUAGUUCCAAUAAUGUGUAAAUCCAUAAUCUAAACUGGUGAUAAGUUGGUACUGAUUUUCUAACCAUAAAGGAAACAAACAGAUAAAUUGGUUAGGCCAGGUUGGGUCCAUUGAUCCUGGUUGCACAAACUAACUUGCAUACUCAUGUAGAUCAACCAUAUUACUGCAUACCAUGCAGGAAGUUUAUGCCCUGCUGAGUUGUGUCACCCUUGAAUUUCCAUUUUGGGACUUACUCACGCAUAACAAUUCUGAAUCUGCUAAUAUUUUUAUCAUUAACUGGGUUGUAAUGGGAUAUUUUUAAGUUUGUUUCCUCACAUUAGUACCAAAACUAUACUAAAUAUAUGUGCCUGUACAAUCUCUACAACUCUGCUUAGUUUGCUUGGCCUAGUAAAUUUUAUGGUCUCAACUCUAGCAUCUUUAUAACUACAGAUGAUUGUGGUAUCCAUUAACAUCCGCACUUGAAUGCUUUUUUUUUUUCGUGUAUAAACUUUGCCAAUGUUUUUAUUCGCAUGUGAAAGAAGUAAGAAAUUGAUUGGCUUAUGAAAAUAUAGUAUGGACAAUGAUUGAAAAACUCCUGUGCAGGAAGGAUUUUUUUUUUUUUUUGAACUUUCGUAGUUCCCAUGAGCCUCACAUGGCAAAAACUUCUUUGUUGUGACUACAUGACAUUUAGUGUGUAACCUUUUGAGGCCAACAUGGUGGGUCCAUAUCGAAAAUUAUGAUCAUAUUUAUAUGUUGUAUGCAUAUUAUUACUGUAGUUUCAUGCAUAAUGAUACAAGACAUCUUGUAGUUCUAUAGAAAAAGAAAUAGGGGAAGGGGGGAGGAGGGAAGGAUGGGAGAGAUCAUUAUUGCACAGAGAGUUGAAGCAUAAUCCACACAUAAUUUCUUCUUUUUAUAUAUAUAUAUAUAUAUUUUAGUUGCAAAUAUCAUGUUAGGUUGUCUCAGGCGUAUCGUAAUUGCUAAUCAUUAAUAUUAAAUAAACAAAGCUUGAGAAGAAGUGAAAUGAGUAGACUAGACACCAUAAUUUCGUAAUCAACUGGGACUUAAUUAUUUGGAACUUUGGUCACAUUACAUCUUUCCAUCAAUUGACAAUGAGAUUGAAGGCCACCUCUGUGAUGGCCUUUUGCAAUUGCCCACCCCCCAAUACUUCCUCUAUAUGUUUAUGGAGAGAUUCUUCAAUUUCUUGUGUAAAGCAAGUUAUGCACUUAACUGACUUGGAUUAUCCUGGCAUGUUUUGUUUGAAUGGUUUGGUUUAUUGAUUUUCUGGUUUGAUUGAAUAUCUUUUGUUCAUUGUGGACUAGAACUCGGCUAUGUUCUGUGAAGUAGAACUGCUCAGGGAUGUGGCUGUCCUUGCGGAAAACUUGGAUAGAAAUGGACUUGUUUCCCAGAGGUCCAUCAUCACACGCCUGUUGGAGGACUUGCUGAAUGAAAAGGCCAGCAAGGAUCAUGGUUACUUUCUUGCAGUAACCAGCUUAAAGAGCAUAGGCAAAGGAGAGGUUGUGGAUGAGUCGGGGGAUGUUUUCUUCCCUGUAGUCUUUAAUUGCCGUACCUUCUUACCUUUCAAGGGAGAGAUUUUGCAGGGAGUUGUUCACCGCAUAUUUAGGCAUGGGGUCUUCUUGAGAUGUGGACCUAUUAAAUAUGCUUUUAUCUCAGCCCGGAAAAUGCCAAAUUACCAGUAUGUUGCCGGGGAAAAUCCAGUCUUUUUGAGUAAUGAGCUUGCAAAGAUAGAGAAUGACGUCGUGGUGUGUUUCAUGGUGCUUGGUGUGAGAUGGAUAGAGAAAAGGGGGGACUUCACAAAAGAAUUUGUGAUGCUUGCCGGAAUAGAAGGUGAUUCCCUUGGACCUAUUUCAUUGUCUGGAGCCGAUGAAUUCAACGUGUAAAUAAAUAAGAAAGACAGCAUGAGCAUGUUUCUUUGUAGAUGAUUUCAAGGGCAAACUGAUUUCGUUUUAUUUAUAUUCUUUCAUUUUUGGUGGGUGAGAAUGAUAUACUGCAAAUGGGAAGCUGAUGCGUCUGUGAGAUAUACAUGUUUACUGAUAUCAAGUAUCAACUAUAACUUGCAGCUAAUUUUGUUGCGAGUUUCGAAGGAUAUAUCCUUUCUGUAAUCCGAAGGAACGCUGAUGCACUUCUCCCUUUACAUAUUUGAUGCACAUGUUUUCA
Molecule: messenger RNA, 2851 nt
Organism: Corylus avellana
Lineage: Eukaryota; Viridiplantae; Streptophyta; Magnoliopsida; Fagales; Betulaceae
Product: DNA-directed RNA polymerase V subunit 7
Biological process (GO): DNA-templated transcription initiation; DNA-templated transcription
Molecular function (GO): single-stranded DNA binding; single-stranded RNA binding
Source: RefSeq, a predicted model, not a curated record